AGACUACAACGACCACGUUGCACCGCGGCGGCUGCGUCCUCGGUUGCGUGCCUUCGCAGCGUAGGAGACAUUGCACUGUGCCAUCGUGCAGCCGGCCUCGGCGUUACAGUGAGUGUGUGUUGCAGGGUGAUUCAAGAUGGCGGAGCAGCCUCUGUGGGAGCAGAUAGGCUCCAGCUUCGUGCAGCACUACUACCAGAUGUUCGAUUCGGACAGAUCGCAGCUCGGAUCAAUAUAUAUUGAUACAUCAUGCCUUACAUGGGAAGGACAGCCCUACCAGGGAAAAAUAGCAAUUGUUGAAAAGCUCACUAGUCUCCCCUUCACAAAAAUAGCGCAUAGUAUAACAGCGCAGGACCACCAGCCAACUCCAGACAACUGCAUCUUGAGUAUGGUCGUAGGACAGCUAAAGGCGGAUGAAGACCCCAUCAUGGGUUUCCAUCAGAGUUUCAUCCUGAAGAACAUUAACGAUGCUUGGGUGUGCACCAAUGACAUGUUCAGGCUGGCCAUCCACAACUUUGGCUAGGCCGCCUCUCUGUGCCGGCGGGCAGGGGCAGCCGCCUGAGACGGAGGAAGACUCCUCCCUCUCUCCGUCUCAUUCAGGCCCGCUUGACGAACGAGCAAAAACGCCGGACCCUAGAUGUCAAUCACCGACCCGCAUCCAGGUGGGUUUCCUCUCCUCCAGCCCAGCUGAACUGCGACACGCCUCUUCGCUGAGAGCCGGCCGACCAAUCAGAUGCCCCUGUCUGCCGCUCCGCCGAUCUGCAUGACGCUGGGAGAUCCUCAGUAUCUACACUCAAGCCACUAGAAGGACAAACAUCCGAUCGAUGCCAUUAACUCAUGCUCUGCUUUGAUUCUAACCCGUUCUGCUCUGCCGUCGACUCGGUUCUGUAGAUCCGUGUUCCGGUUUGAUUUGAGACGCCCCAUUCAUGUGUUCACCUUAGCUCUUCUUAGUGAGUCAAGUUUAGUUUCUGCCCCUCUAAGCGUGAUUUAUGCUGCCAGGUUUAGCUGUUGCAGACCAAAGGAUGUUGGAGGACGAGCGUUUUUCUUGUUUUCUUUCUUCUUCUCUUUCACUCAACAUCUGGGAGUCGACAAGGACUACAGCCACGAUAAACAAUAAAACCUGGACAUUUUUUCUUAA
This is a messenger RNA of Poeciliopsis prolifica (blackstripe livebearer), 1135 nucleotides long. It is a transcript of the gene nutf2, whose product is annotated as nuclear transport factor 2. Gene Ontology annotation, biological process: protein import into nucleus. Bases 137 to 520 code for a protein of 127 amino acids. Gene Ontology annotation, cellular component: nuclear pore central transport channel. The record is from RefSeq and is a predicted model, not a curated record. The transcript has 5 exons. Lineage: Eukaryota; Metazoa; Chordata; Actinopteri; Cyprinodontiformes; Poeciliidae.